CUCCCCUCUCCUUCCCUACAGCCCCGCAUUUCUCCCCAGCUCCUUACCACAUCUAGCAGCUCCAGCCCCUCCUCCGCCUCUCCAGUCCCUUCCUUGUCCCUCUCUGCUCAUUUUCCCACCCUGUGGCGCUAUAGCCUGGGCUCCCACUUCCGAACCCCACUUCUGUGCCCCCUGUACCCCGUUUCCUUUCACCCUCCCGCUCCAGUGUCACUGCCCGAACCCUGCGGAUUCUCACUCCCCCUUCCCCUCCUACUGGGCCUCUCCCCAUCACCCUCCUCCCCCGGCCUCUCCCCGGUUCCCUCCUUCCUCGCUGCCGCCUCUCACCCCCCUCCUGUCCGGGCAGGACUCGGAAGAUGGCGGCGGAUGAUCGGUACCGGUCGGACGCGGCGAAGGUGAAGCGGAAGGAGCAGCUGAACCGAUGGAUGGGAUCAGAGACCGAGAGAUGUGGGGGUCCCGGUGUGUCCCGCCGCGCUGCCCGGGUCCGCUUUGCCCAGGGAGCUGUAUUUAUGGCUGCUUGUUCCGCCGGGGACCGGGACGAGGUUCGGGAAUUGCUGGCUGCCGGGGCCCCGAUCAACGGGACCAAUGUGGAUGGACUGACGGCUCUGCACCAGGCCUGCAUUGAUGAGAAUAUAGAAAUGGUGCAGUUCCUGGUGGAGAAUGGAUCGAACGUAAACCAGCCAGAUAAUGAAGGGUGGACGCCUCUCCAUGCAGCAGCAUCCUGCGGCUUCGUCAGUAUUGCACAAUUUCUGAUCACCAAUGGGGCCAGUGUUGCUGCUGUGAAUAGUGAAGGGGAGCUGCCUCUCGAUGUGUCCCACGAGAGCGCUAUGGAGAAGCUGCUGAAAAGCGAGGUCAAAAAGCAAGGCGUGGACGCAGAUGUAGCGCGGAGGGAGGAGGAGGAGGUUAUGCUGAGAGACGUGCGACAUUGGCUAAACUGCGGGAAAGCCGAGGACGUCAGGCAUCCAACGACCGGGGCCACCACUCUGCAUGUGGCUUCAGCCAAGGGCUACAAUGAGGUGAUAAGGUUGCUUCUACAACUGGGCUUUGACGUGGAUGCCCGAGACUUUGAUGGCUGGACACCUUUGCACGCGGCCGCUCACUGGGGCCAGGAGGAAGCAUGUCGCCUGUUGGUUGAGGCUCUCUGUGACAUGGAGAUCAUCAACAAAGUGGGCCAGACUGCCAUGGAUGUUGCUGAUGACAGUUUAGAGUCAGUGCUGGAAAAAUUAAAGGACAAACAGAGUGUGCUACGUUUGGAGAAGAAGAAAAUGGCACCCCAAAUUAUGAACCAAACAAGCCUGAACCAGAAUGCAGCGAACAAGAGCCGAAGGAGUUCUAUUUCUCGUAUGAGCAGCCAGGAGAAAGUGGCAUUACGUGUCCAGGAUAAGGAGCGUCGGGCGCAACCUCCCCCACCCGUUGGGCUUCCUUCUAUCCCCACUGCUGUGGGAUCUGAUGCAGAGUCUGGGUCUGACACAGAGUCACAGAAAGUAAAAGCUCAGGAAAGAAUAAAUAACUUAAACAAUCAAUUGCGGAAUCUUCCGGAGCCAGCAGCAAAGAAGACUAGCAGUUUGCAGGAUCAGGAGAAGUCCGAGCCGGCCUCUGGUUCCUGGCGAGCCUCUCUGAGGAAGACUGGAAGCACUGGCGCACUGAGUACAGGAACUGCCCCUGAGGAAGGAAGAAGGGCGGCAUUGCCAAAAUCAGCCUCUAGUUCUCAGCUAUCUGAGAGGGAGAAGGCUGGUUCUGAGCUUCGUCUGGCCCGUGUACCUCCAAACCAGAAGCUGUUUAGUAACCAGGAGAAUGCUAGAGACACAGUGCUGGGCCAAAGAUCAUACUUGCGGCAGCGUACCGAUGGGGAGGAUAGUAUAAGCUCUUUGCGCAGACAGCGAGGUGAAACCCUCGCAAAUAAAACUGAAAAUUCCAUCCCAAGGAGAGAGCUUUUGACACCCAAACCAGAAGCUCCUGUGCCAAACAAAACACCUAUAGCUGCCAAAGAAGAGAACCAAAUUUCUACACCUGAUGCACUUGGAAGACGAACUGGGACUACUAAUGCUAUCACCACUAAUACAGUGCCAGUGGUCAACACUGAGACGAAGGAGAGGCGCAGGUCUUAUCUGACACCAGUGCGAGAUGAGGAGGCUGAGGCUCAGCGUAAGGCAAGGUCUCGGCAUGCACGACAGUCUCGAAGGUCCACUCAGGGAGUGACUCUUACUGACCUGAAGGAGGCAGAAAAGGUUAUGAAGGGUCAGCAGGACAAUAAAGAGGCUGAGGCAACCCCAGAGCCAGUCAAGGCCCAAGAGGAGGAGACAAACAGAGAGAGCCAAGUAAAAGCCAGGACUGGCCGUGGAGCCAGCGAGGAAGGGACGGAGGUCAGUUGGAGGGCUCGCAUUGCCAGCUUGCAAAAAUCUGACCUAUUAGGGCUCACUACUCCAGACUCAGCACCCACCUCAUCAGGGUCCCACAGGCGAACAACCGGAGGCCAGAGCUUAGAAAGCAAAGAGAUGCAAAAGUCACAGGAGGAUGAGAAGGAGAGUGAUGAGAAAGGUGGGAAAAAUAAAGCAGGGGUGAAGGAUAGGAGAAGACCACGAGGCAAGCGGAGAUCUACAGGCGUUCCACUGACCACUAGAGAUAGCGACGAGGAAGACUCUGAAGAUGAAGAAGGAAAUGGCGAAAGCACACAAACUCAGGUAGACGGGCUUGUUUCUCGGGCAGAUAGUCGGUUCCAUACACGCACUACAGUCCAAGGAGAGCCAUCGCUAGCGUCUGAGUAUCGGGAUACAAGAGAUUUUAAAAAACUUUAUGAGGAACUAAUGAGGGACAAUGGACGCCUACGCUCCCAGCUGCUAAAUACCCAGAACUUGGUUAAUGAGACCAAAGCUGAGCUUGAAAGAGCCCAACAGAGACAAGAGAGAAGCGUUGAUAGAUCGUUUCUGAUUGACACAGAGAAGAAGGAAAAGGUUAUCUUGGAACGCAGACUGUCUGAGUUGCAGGAAGAGUUGAAGGUUCUUGGGGACCUUAAGGCUGAUAACCAGCGUCUGAAAGAUGAGAAUGGAGCACUGAUCCGUGUCAUCAGUAAAUUGUCCAAAUAGCACAGCUGCUACAUUGGGGAUACUUUCUCGCCCACCUGUCACUAGCAUUGGGACCGUCCAUUCGGGCAUACAUAGCAUUUAUGGAGGAUGUGGGAGAAUAGAGGAUGUAUCUAUGUAACGUAUUUACACUCAGCCACCCCUGAAUUUGUCCAGGAAUUGUCACAUUGGAGGUUUGUUGGCACAUAAAGGAAGGGAUGGGGAAGCGUUUUCAUGGUGUCUCCAGCUGAAGAAACACAGAGCGUAUGUCUUGGACCAUUUGCAACUUAACUGGGAACAUAUAUUCUACCUAUUUCACCUGUAAAUUAUAUUAUUUGUUCCAUACACUAUGGAUUCAUCUGCAGAAACCACCUCUGCUGGACCUGACCCAAAAUCCAUUUUCGAAUUUAUAUUGGGUUGACGACGCGUGUCAUGCAGACCUACCUAAUGUCUGGUGAAGAACCCAAGUGCAAAUGCACUGCAAUGCAGACAAAUGAGAACUUUCUGGAAAACCGACACUAGGUCAGCUUUUUGAUGCCGUUCAUUCUUAUUCCCCUUGGGUCCAGUAGAAUUGUGGGAGUUGCAGCUUGAGCUGUGGGAAAGACGGCUGGAUUAUUUGGCGCACUGUCAAGCUACUGGGACCUCGGAUGUGAGGGGUGGAUGAUGUGUCCUGUCCUGACAAGUGUGUUCCACCCACAACGUGUGCACAGAAAGAAAGUCACAGAAGAAACACUGAUUUUUGCGUGGGGCAAACACCGUCUGAUCAACCGAAAUUGAAUCUUGGAAAGAGCACAAAUUUGUACGGCCAUUAUACCCCCCAUUCCCCCUUCCCAGUAUAUUUGUUUUCGCAAUGGAUGUCACUUUGCUGAAAGAGGCUGCAGGGUAGGGGUAGGUAUCAUACUAUGUUGUCCAGUACUUGAGCACAUUUUAGGCACCAUAAAGAGGACGUUUUAUGUCUUCUAAUCACUAUUUUUUUCUUUUGUUCCCACCCCCACCACCUGCACUGGUGUUUUGUUUGUUCCUAUGGGAGAGAGAUGCUAUUUAUUAUUUGGAAAAAAAUAUAUUUCCCCUUAAUCGCGCCUUAAUUCUAGAUCAUCCAUUCUCCUCAGGGAAAGGUUGGUUGACUUUAUCCAGUCCUGUGUGAUACUCUCAGUGCAGUAGUUCAUCUAUAGUCAGGAAUUAGCUUUCACAUGUCUAUGGCUGUCAGACUGCUGAUUGGUUGUUAUGUGUUGCUGCACUGAUCAAGGUGUCUGUGCUCGUCCCAAAUCCAUUACUGCCAGAGUGGGAGUGCCUACUGUAAUGGCUUUUUCCUCUGCUCGGCUGUGUCCAAUAAGCUCACGCGGGCACCAUUUAAACCCUUUUGUAGCCAGAGUGUUGAAAUGUUCUGUACACUACCAAGGCAUUAGAAUUAGCAGCAAGAUAUGUGCGAUGUGCACACACAUGGUGCUCGGAGAGGGGGAUUUGCAAAUCCUGAUAUCCUGAUAUUUUGUUUACACUGGUUACAGCUAUACCAUGUAAUAUUGUCCAGACUGGGAUUGAUUUAUAGGCCCUGGCAUGUCAAAUACACACAGCCCCCCACAGGCACAAUAAAUAGUAACUGUCUAUCUUACAACAGCCCCUCUGGCAUUUGCCAGAAUCCAUAGAUUGCUAGUCUGGGCCUGCCUGUAAGUGGUUGGAGCAUGUUCAUUGAGAACAUAUGGACGGGCCAGUAAGAAUGACUUAUCAGGUGGGUUCAAACCUUUGGCAAAAACACUACAAAUACAUUAGUUCUAAUAAGCUACAUGAUACAAACCCUUCACUUUACGAGUACCUAUAAAUAAGCUUUGAAACUAUGAGCCAGAGAGGAUACCCAAAGCAUGUGGACAUUUCUACAGUGCUGAUCUCGCCUUUCCCACUACAUCCCUAUUCAAACCAUCCCUUUAAGGGGUCCUGCACGCAAAAACUGAAAACGCCACUUUCCAGUGUAAUUUUUUUUAAAACAUUUUAAUUGGUUUUAAAGUUAUUUGUAGAUUGCAAUUGCUAUGAAAGGGAUAGUGAUACCUUUCAGUUUUAGCAGGAAUAUAUCAGUAUGCCUAUAUAAAAGCAUGUAUACGCCACAUUUGAAAGGUGCCCUCUGCCUUCCUCUACAGACCUGUGUUUGUACAUUGCCUGAUGUUAUUCAUUUUCUUGUUCUUGAAGGGGAAUCAUAGAUUGACACAGACUAACGCAUGGAUGGGGGAGAGGCAGGGGGCCUUUUUUAAAUGUAGGGUUAAUGCUGACCACCUUUAUAUAGGCAUAAUGACACCUUGCUGAUAAAAUCUGGAACAUGUGCCUGUAACUUUAAAACCAGCAGGGGCCAUUUAGUACAACCAGUGCUCCCUACGUGUACGUCUAAAUGACACACAAUAUAGGGACCUGGUAAGGGGCAAGACAGAGUAUGCCCUUGUGCCACCCCCAACCCGCCCCUUAUGAUUACAUCGCUGCUGAACGCAGGCAGCACUGUAUUCAUGGAGAGAACAUAGGUCUUUGAACAUGAGACCUGCAGAAAUUCAGAGAAGUGCAAAACAGGGCACAAGAAUUGAGCUCCUUUUAGCACUUUGUUCCCUGCCCUGCACUCUGUAUGACUUAUGUUCUCUUCUGCAUCUGACUCCUGAAGCCACCAGAUUAACAAACCCGAAGGAGCACUGACUUCUGCUACAUGGUUUCGAUAGUCAGGAUAGUCAGAUGCAGAGAGCAGAAUAAACAAACACUGCUUUGUUUUCAACAUGUACAAAUGACCAUAAAACCACUGACUUUGCUUAAUUGAUGUAUAGCAGUAAGUUCCUUACAAUUACACUUUGCAAAAAUCAGUUCUUGGGUGGAGUUCCCCUUUACUAGUCUAAAUAAAUCUUGUGACAAAGUGUGUUAUUAUUUUUAUCUGGCGGAUUGGCGAGCAGUGACUGUACCACUGGCCUUAUAUAAAAACACAACAGUCCCCAGUCAUUAAGGGCAAGGGUUUGCCGGCAUCGUUGGCAAGCAAGGGGCUAUCUUGUGACAUGGCAGAAUUCUGUCCUCGUUCCCAGACCUUACAGAGGAAAGGAAUUCUUUACACUGCGGCAGGAAGCAGCACAGGGGAAAAAAAAGCAGGAGGCUGGAAUCCAGUCCAUUUCCUGGCAGGGACCCAGCUGAGGCAUAUCAGGGUCUGUAAAGUUGAGAUCAGCUUGAGUUUAUCCACUUAUAUACUGCCUGUUCCUCCUACAGCCCCAUAACCAAACUCCUUCCCCCCAGGCGUGCACCCUAUCUCCCUCUCCUGCCUUUGUGUUACCUUUUCACUCACGUUUUAUUAUUUUUGUGCAAUAUAUAAUAUUUAUAAAUGGUUUUGCCAAACACUGCCUUCUGUUCAAGCUGCGGAUCUGCCUUUAUUUUUUGCUUUAAUAUUGUUUAUAUAAUUUAUAAAUGCACUGUUUUUAAGGCACUAAUUUGUGUGUGUGUAUUUUGCUCUUUUUUGACUUUUUUCAUGUUCUUAUGUGUUAUUUGGCAAUUUGUCACCUCCUAUCCACCUGUGUCAGGAAUGUGGUUAUUGUGUGCCAUCCCUUCCCUCUUGAAACCAUGUCUGUGUCUUCUCUGUUGCACACAUUGCUGUGUGUCCUACAAAUGAUGGGAUUCCCUCCUGUCACUCCAGACUUGCAAAUAAAAACUCACUUUGAAAACAUG
This is a messenger RNA of Xenopus tropicalis (tropical clawed frog), 6728 nucleotides long. Its product is annotated as protein phosphatase 1 regulatory subunit 12A. The coding region runs from base 354 to 3080 and encodes 908 amino acids. The transcript is spliced from 24 exons. Gene Ontology annotation, cellular component: cytoskeleton; cytoplasm. Gene Ontology annotation, molecular function: protein kinase binding; phosphatase regulator activity. Gene Ontology annotation, biological process: signal transduction. The record is from RefSeq and is a predicted model, not a curated record. Lineage: Eukaryota; Metazoa; Chordata; Amphibia; Anura; Pipidae.